UAUGAAUCACUGUAUUUCUCUGCAACUAAAACAUAACUACACUUCAAUAAGAAAAAAUAUAUUUUUUUUUAGGUGCGGGACUGCAUUCAGAAAACAUUGACUGAAUGGAGCUCAAAGAUAGGACAAGAUCUGAAACAGGAAAUGCUGGAGGUUCUGGAAUGUACUGUAGCUCAAGCUGUAGAAAAAAUGAAUCCUGAUGAAAGGGAUGAGUUGAAAGUAUCAGCAAAACUUUUCAUCGUUGGAUCAAACUCUUCAUCAGUCAGAGAUGCAGUUGACAUGGCAUGUUCAGCCCUUGGAGUUGCUCAGUUAGAUUCAGUCAUUAUUGCCCCACCUCCUAUUGAAGAUGGAACUAGCCUCUCCUUGGAGUAUUUGCAACCUUAUUGGCAAGAACUUGAAACUCUAGUUCAAAACAAAAAGAUUGUUGCCAUAGGAACCUCUGACCUUGAUAAAGCAUUGUUAGAGCAGCUGUAUGUGUGGGCACAGGUGAAACCAAGUAGUAAUCAGGUGAACCUAGCUUCCUGUUGUGUGAUGCCACCUGAUCUCACAGCAUUUGCAAAGCAGUUUGACAUACAGCUGCUAACUCACAAUGACCCAAAAGAAUUACUUUGUGAAGCAAGUUUCCAAGAAGUUCUUCGGGAAAGCAUCCAGAACGUCAAAGCACACGAAUGGAUUCCUUUAUGGAUUCUCCGAUAUUCAGUCAUUGUUAAAAGCAGAGGAAUUAUCAAGUCCAAAGGCUAUAUCAUGCAAGCUAAAAGAAAUGCCUCUUAAAACACUCAUCUUUUUUUUCUUCUUUGAAAUGGCCUACUGUUUUAAUUUCUUGGGGAGGGGGGAACACUGUUUUUUCCUAGAGAGGUUUUUACAGCAUUUAUAGCAAAGACCAAAAGUUGUAAUUAUUCAGUGUGAUGUUAGCAGGAGUGUCUGCAGUGUUCUAACACUCUUUUUCUUUCUUAACCUAUUAACCAGUUCAUUAAAAAUAUGAAAUAUUUUGGGUUUGUUGUUUGUAAUUGAAAUGAUCUAUAAGAAACAGUCUAAAAUAUUUCUUUGUAUGACCAGUUCACUGUAAAAGUUAUCAUAUUUUAGCUACCAUUAGGUAGUAUAGAGAAACAUAUAUUUUUAAAAUUUAAUUUCUAUUAAAUAGUAGUUACUGAUAUGGUAGGUACCUAGCUUUAAAGCAUUCAAGGACUAGUUUUUAUAGAAAAUUGUCAUAUUUCAUGAAAAAAUAUCCCGAAAAAAUAAACUAUCUUGUUACUUGGUGUGUAUGUACAGGUAAAUCAGCUAUUUAAUUAGUGUGGGUGGGAAAAUUGGUUUAUUUUUAAUACUGUGUAAGAGACCUCUGAUUUAGAAGAAAUGCAUCUUCCAAAUUACUUUCUAUUACUUGAAUUCCUUCUGGCUUCUUUGUGCCUUUGUGUUCUAGUGUUUGCACAAGUGAUGACAUCUUUACAGUUUGAAAUAGAAAAUGUUUUAUUGUGUGAGUGUUUAAAAUAAGAACUGGAAACAAAUGAUGAGAAAUCUGCUAAUCAGAAUUCAAAUUGUA
Messenger RNA from Oxyura jamaicensis (ruddy duck), 1534 nucleotides. RefSeq names its product glutamate-cysteine ligase modifier subunit (gene GCLM). Bases 142 to 768 code for a protein of 208 amino acids. Gene Ontology annotation, biological process: glutathione biosynthetic process. The transcript has 6 exons. The record is from RefSeq and is a predicted model, not a curated record. Gene Ontology annotation, molecular function: enzyme regulator activity; glutamate-cysteine ligase catalytic subunit binding. Gene Ontology annotation, cellular component: glutamate-cysteine ligase complex. Lineage: Eukaryota; Metazoa; Chordata; Aves; Anseriformes; Anatidae.